GCCAGUGCCACAUCCCACCUCUUCUCUCCCGGGUCCUCCAGAGUGAGGGAUCACUUUUGGAAGAAGAGGUACAAUGACGGGUGGCAGUGGCAUCGCAGGGGUCGAGAGGUUUGAAAGUCCAGGAAAAGGGCGAGGACUUCGCGUGACCAGAGCCUUUAAACUGGGAGAGCUGCUGUUCUGUAGCCAGGCUUACUCUUAUGUGCUGUCAUUGAAGGAGAGAGGCAGCUACUGUGAAUGCUGCCUCACCAGGAAAGAGCACUUGGCAAGAUGUGGGAAGUGCAAAAAAGCCUUCUACUGCAAUGUGAAAUGUCAGAAAUCAGACUGGGCCAUGCACAAGCUGGAGUGCUCUGCAAUAACUGCAUUCGGAGAGAACUGGUGUCCGUCAGAGAUGUCCCGCCUGGUGGCUCGGAUCCUAGCAAAGAAGAAAACACAGAAAGAAAGGUGUGAUUCCGAGAAGAUUUUGCUCAUAGAAGAGAUGCAAUCGCACGUGGAGGACGUAGACAAUGAGAAGAGAGAGAUGAACGAGGCAGAUGUUGCCGGACUGCAUCGUUAUUGCUCCAAAAAUUUGGACCUGCCUGACCAUAAAGACCUGCUUACACUCUUCUCCCAGGUUGCCUGUAAUGGUUUCACUAUAGAGGAUGAUGAACUGUCCCACAUGGGUACUGCAGUCUACCCAGAUGUGGCUCUCAUAAACCACAGCUGUCUUCCCAGUGUCAUAGUCACAUAUAACGGCACGUCAGCUGAGAUUCGGGCUGUAAAGGACAUGAAGCCCGGAGAUGAAGUGCUCAUCAGCUACAUCGACCUCCUCUACCCGACGGACGACCGCAACAACAGGCUGAGAGAGUCCUACUACUUCACCUGUGACUGCAAGGAGUGUAAGAGCAAGUCCAAGGAUAAGGUGAAGAUAAAAGUACGAAAGCAGAGCGACCCCAUUGAGCCAGACAUCAUCAACAACAUGGUGCGCUACGCAAGGAAAACCAUCAGAGAGUUCAGAGCAUUCAAGAACAUAAAAACCCCUAGUGAGCUGCUGGAGAUGUGUGAGCAGAGCCUGGAUGAGAUGGGAGCCGUGUUUGACGACUCUAACGUCUACAUGCUCCACAUGAUGUACCAGGCCAUGGGGGUUUGUCUCUACAUGCAGGAUGCAGACGGAGCUAUCAGAUACGGAGAGAAGACCCUCAAACCGUACUGUCAGCUGUAUCCACCGUACUCUCUAAAUGUGUCCUCCAUGUACCUGAAGCUGGGCAGACUGUACAUGGCCCUGGAGAUGUACUCAAAGGGUGUUAGCGCUCUCAAGAAGGCUUUGGCCAUUAUGGAGGUGGCUCAUGGGAAGGAUCACUUUUACGUGAAGGAGCUGCGCAAAGAGAUGACACAAAAAUAAAGAGAAUGGAGAAAGCUAAUGU
This is a messenger RNA of Labrus mixtus (cuckoo wrasse), 1400 nucleotides long. Its product is annotated as N-lysine methyltransferase SMYD2-B-like. The transcript has 12 exons. The record is from RefSeq and is a predicted model, not a curated record. NCBI's taxonomy places the organism in Eukaryota, Metazoa, Chordata, Actinopteri, Labriformes, Labridae. Bases 74 to 1378 code for a protein of 434 amino acids. Gene Ontology annotation, molecular function: protein binding. Gene Ontology annotation, cellular component: nucleus.